Messenger RNA from Oncorhynchus kisutch (coho salmon), 3767 nucleotides. RefSeq names its product mRNA (2'-O-methyladenosine-N(6)-)-methyltransferase. NCBI's taxonomy places the organism in Eukaryota, Metazoa, Chordata, Actinopteri, Salmoniformes, Salmonidae. The record is from RefSeq and is a predicted model, not a curated record. Gene Ontology annotation, cellular component: nucleus. The transcript has 16 exons. The coding region runs from base 236 to 2470 and encodes 744 amino acids. Gene Ontology annotation, molecular function: RNA polymerase II C-terminal domain binding; mRNA (2'-O-methyladenosine-N6-)-methyltransferase activity.
UCUGCAGCAUGUGAACGUUUACAAAUGCCCUUCCACAUAUGGCUACUUCUCAAUGACAAGCAUUGCCUAGAACGACAACUAAACUGGCGCGUGCGCAAUACCAAGGCCCGCGUCCCCGAAACAAGAUGGCGGAGAAGGUGGGGAGGAAGAGGCGGAGGCAGGUCCGGAUUGAAUAGAGCAAAGGCUAUACAAGGUUCCCAACAAACCUCUAUAAGGACAGGACAGAUGAGGAGAGAUGUCAAGUGAGAACCACGGAACAGUGAAGGGGGACACUGCUUUGGUGAUGUCUCCAACAGGCUCUGCCACACAGGGGUCUCCGGUCUCACCUUCAACUAGCAAGCCCAUGCCAGAGUUGCCAGACGAGCUCGUCCAGGCCGGCUGGUCGAAAUGCUGGAGCAAGCGGGAGAAUCGACCCUACUGGUUCAACCGCUUCACCAAUCAGUCGAUGUGGGAGAUGCCAAUCCUGGGGCAGCAUGAUGUCAUUUCUGACCCACUGGGUUUGAAUGCUGCCUCGGUGGAGGGGGCAGGUGACGCCGGCGUGGGCAACGGGCAGCGCAAGAGACUCCUGUCGGAGGAGGCCGCCCAGGGUGGUCUUAACAGCUUCAAGAGGCCCAAGAUUGAGAUUGGUAUACCUGUAACCCCAACAACCCCCACAGUGCCCAUCUCACCCAUUACCCCCAGGGCAAAGCCGUGGAACUCUACCACAGGCACAGAGGACAAGCCAGGUCAGCCGGCAUCGGCCCUAUACCGUCCCACCAUAAUAUACUGGGACCUGGACAUUCAGACUAACGCAGUGAUCAGAGAGCGAGCCCCCGCCAACCAUCUACCUCCCCACCCGGAGAUUGAGCUCCAACGCGCCCAGCUCACCACCAAGCUACGGCAGCACUACCAAGAGCUCUGCUACCAACGAGAAGGUAUCGAGCCCCCACGAGAGUCUUUCAACCGCUGGCUGCUGGAGCGCAAGGUACUGGACAAAGGGCCUGACCCCCUACUGCCCAGCGAUUGUGACCCCAUCAUCUCCCGGUCCAUGUUCAGAGAGGUCAUGAACGACAUCCCCAUCAGGUUGUCCCGCAUCAAGUACAAAGAGGAGGCCCGAAAGCUCUUAUUCAAAUACGCUGAAGCUGCCAAGAAAAUGAUUGACUCGAGAAAUGCCACACCAGACAGCCGGAAGGUUGUGAAAUGGAAUGCGGAGGACACCAUGAACUGGCUACGGAGAGACCACUCAGCCAGUAAAGAAGACUACAUGGAUCGUCUGGAGCACUUGCGGAAACAGUGUGGUCCCCAUGUAACGGCAGUAGCCAAAGACUCCGUGGAGGGAAUUUGUACAAAGAUCUACCACAUCUCAGUAGAGUACGUGCGACGUAUUCGCCAGGCCCACCAGACCCUGCUGAAGGACUGCAACAUCACGGACCCAGAGGCAGCCGAGGUGCAGGACAGGCUGGUAUACUGCUACCCCAUCCGGCUGGCCCUACCCUCACCGAACCAGCCCCGCAUUGAGCUGCACUUUGAGAAUGACAUCUCCUGCUUACGCUACAAGGGAGAGAUGGUCAAGGUCAACCGCGGCUACUUCGCCAAGCUGGAGCUCUUAUACCGAUACAGCUGCAUCGAUGAUCCCAGGUUCGAAAAGUUCCUGUCACGAAUAUGGUGCCUUAUCAAGAGAUACCAGGUGAUGUUUGGCGCUGGGGUGAAUGAGGGGAUGGGCUUACAGGGGGCCCUCCCUGUGCCUGUCUUCGAGGUACUCAACAAACAGUUUGGGGUGAGCUUUGAGUGUUUCGCCUCGCCGCUCAACUCCUACUUCAAGCAGUUCUGCUCGGCUUUCCCUGACACCGACGGCUUCUUUGGGUCCAGGGGGCCCUUCCUGAACUUCUCACCGGCUAGUGGCUCCUUCGAGGCCAACCCUCCCUUCUGUGAGGAGCUGAUGGAUGCCAUGGUGACACACUUUGAGGAACUACUGGAGAAGUCCAGUGAGCCCCUGUCCUUCAUCAUCUUUGUCCCGGAGUGGCGAGAUCCGCUGACCCCGGCCCUCAACCGCAUGGAGACCAGCGCCUUCCUCCGCCAUCAUAUGUCGGUGCCCGCCUUUGAGCACGAGUACCGCAGCGGCUCGCAGCACAUCUGCAAGAAGGAGAUGUACUACAAGGCAGUUCACGGCACGGUGAUCAUCUUCCUGCAAAAUGACUCCGGCUUCACCAAGUGGGAGCCCACGCCGGAGCGCAUCCAGGAGCUGCUGGCAGCCUAUCAGGUCUCCCAGAGAACAUUGGGCUCCCCAGUUCCCUCCUCCACCUCCUCUGCGCCCACUAUGCCCUCCCCAGCCAGUGCGGAGUUGUCGGGCAGCAAAGACUCUACUGCCGCCAAGACGGCACCUGAGCGAUCGGCCAGUUUGGACACAUCACCCGCUAGCCAGGAAAACAGCAGUAGUUCUUGUAGUCCUCUGGAAAAUACUACACCACCUUCCGAGGCAGCCAGCCUUUAAAUGCAAGGGAGGGGACAUGGGUGAGAGUAAGGUGCGUUUUGGGGAUGGGGACCCUACAACUGGUGCUGAGAGAGUGUGGGGUGAGGAUUUGGCCCUGGACUACUCGGGGGGCUUGGGUAGCCUACGAAGGAGGGCCUCUCCCCUAAAAUAGGUUUACUUUCUCUGCCUCGACUAUUUAAUAUUAGUUCUACUAGGUUUUUAUGAUUCUGGUCGUUAUUUACUAUAGUAUCUCUCGUUGCUUUUUAUCAAUGUAGCUAGUGGUAGCGGUUUACUAGGAUUUAUUUUUCCAUCAUUGUUGCUGUCAUUGUCAGUAAUUAUUGGGUAAUUCUAUACCUUGUUCAUUGGCCUUUUGCUGUAGAGUGCGUCCAAAAUGGCACCCUGAGAAUAGGGUGCCAUUUGGGACAUACAUUGUGAUCUGCUCCCGGACAGCAGGAUUUGGUUGUCGGUUUUGACGUGUGGAUUUGAAAAGUGGGUCCUUGGAAAAGAUUUUUGUUUUGUUUGUCCAAAAUCCUCUCUAUCCCUGAAUAGGUACAGAAGAGAGAUGUGUCAUUGGGUGAUAAGGCAGCUAUGUUUCUAACUCCCUUAAGCCUACAAAUAAUUUAGAGGCAAUCAUUGUACAUAGGACAGCCAUCAGUAAGUUAGAGCAGGGUUUCCCAAGCUAGGUUUUUGCCCUAGCAGUACACAGUGAUUCAAAUAACCAAAGCAUGAUGAGGAGUUGGAUGUUUUAAAUCAGCUGUGUAGUGCUAGGGGGAAAACUAAAAUGGGCACCGAGGGGGGCCCCAGGAUCGUGUUUGGAGAACCCUCAGGGUACUGAACGAGAGAGAUUGAGGGCUUUGAAGACAUUGCAUUUCUUUGUGGACAAUUUUUAUGCAGGUCACACAUACCACAGAGUAGUAGUUGCAUAUAGGCCAAUACACCAUUUCUGCAGUUAGAGGAAUUUUGUAAAAAGUAAAUAAAUACAAAAAUCAAUACAUGCAAAUACAGGCCAUUAAUACAUCUUACAAUGGCAAAAUGUUGUAAACCAUUGGUAAGCGUUGGCUCGAGCAACAGCUGAAUUACUAUGCCUUUCCCCCUGCGCUGUGUUUGUUGACCUGGCUUGUUGAGCAAAAUACAGUACGUCCCUUUGCUUAUAACCCUAUCCACGUCUCUAAAAUAUGGUAAAGUACUAAAUGUAAUAAUACCUGAUGUAAAUUAUACCCUCGUUAAACAUAUUCUGUGAUUGUGUUCAACCUGGUUGCGUUAUUUUCACAUUGUAGUGCGUGGUAUGGCAUGGAAACAUAAAAUAGUUAUGUUGUUU